This is a messenger RNA of Dentiscutata heterogama, 436 nucleotides long. The record is from the annotation of a GenBank genome assembly. NCBI's taxonomy places the organism in Eukaryota, Fungi, Glomeromycota, Glomeromycetes, Diversisporales, Gigasporaceae.
GCAUCAUCGAAGUGAUGCUGCAUCCAGCUUAGUCGCAUUGGUCUCGAUUGGAGGAAGUGCUUUCGGUUUUCCACUUCUUGAUCCUAUAGGUGGAAUUUUAGUAGCUGGAAUGAUUCUGAAAAAUGGAAUUGAAAUUAUGAUAUCAUCGGUAAAAGAAUUGGUUGACAUGGGAGUGAAAGAAGAUGUUAUAAAGAAAGUUGAAAAGGCUGUUUAUAAAAUUCAGGGCAUUGAACCAGGUAUUAUCAAAUUUCAUAACAUAAGAGGUCGCAAGUCUGGCCCAUUUCAUUUGAUUGAUAUGAUCGUACAGGUUGAUCCAGACUUGAAAAUUUCCAAAGUACGUCAUAUUGAGGAGGAAAUACAAAAAGAGGUUAAAAAAGAAUGUAAAAGUGUCAAAGAAGUCUUAGUGAAUUUAGACACUAACGAUAUUAAACACUAA